AUGAAAGUCCUGAAACGUCUCCCUCUUUUAUUGGGGUGUUGGACUCUCUUAUACCUGGAAUUUAUCCCAGUGUCACUGAGCCAUACCGGGACGGCACAGCGCGCAAUCGAGAGCCGAGGCAAGGAGCACGCAGGCGGAGCAGGUAAAGAAGCCAACCCGGGAAUCAUCUCAACUGCCAGGUCUACGGUAGGAAACUACGGCGUAGCAGGUUGGAAGUCUCAGAGCGCUGCGAGGAUCACGCGCAUUAGGACAGGACCCCCGCUGAUAAAGGGCGAGGCAGCCAAAGCAAAAGCUGUGACAUCAGUGUCAUCACCACACGGCGUAACGGCGAGCAGCGUUAGUGGAGCUAUCAACUUGGGACGCAAGGAGUCUGCGCGCUCUUGGGUACCCGACGGGGAUGCUACCAACUUAGCUGCUGUGCCUGCUCUCAUGGCGUUGAGCGUGCAAACACGCAAAGGCGGAGAUACGCCCAGACAGAGCAAAGGAAAGACUUUCCCCAGAGUUGCAACAUCAGCACGAACUGGACAGCAUAGAGUCAUUGCUGUGCAAAAAUACAGCGCUCCGUUAGCCCAAAGGAGUGCCAAAGCAACGGGCAAACUGAGCGACAGAGACCUUCCGAAGCACCCAUUGGUGACUCCGCACGACUACAUGUUGUCACUGUAUUGGUCACUAUCCACAGGAGAGGUGAACACCAGCGUGUUGCACGAGGCUGGUAUGGCCAACACCAUCACCAGCUUUGUGGAUAAAGGACAAGAUGACCGUCUUCUCCAGCUGAGAAGACAGAAGUAUAACUUCAACAUCAGUUCCCUGGAGGAGGAGGGGCUACUGGGUGCCGAGCUGCGCAUUCUCAGGAAAAGACAGGCCGACCCACGCAAAGCACUUUCUACUGGCAGAGUUUUCUGCCUGAAGCUUUUCACCUGUGCAGCAGGUAAGCAGAAAGCUACACUGCUCCAAACUCGAACCAUCGAGGACCACAAUAUGCCCAAAUGGGAAGUGUUUGACAUUUGGAAACUAUUCAAGAAUUUCCACAAUACCGUCCAGCUUUGUUUCGAGCUGGAGGCCUUGGAACAAGGCCGCCCCGUGGACCUCAGGGCAAUGGGCUUCAGUCGUCUGGGCAGGCAGACCAAAGAGAAGGCCUUUUUCCUCGUGUUCGGACACACCAAGAAACGCGACUUGUUCUACAGCGAGAUCAAAGCCCGGUCGGGCCACGACAACAAGACUGUGUACGAGUACCUGUUCACCCAGCGACGUAUGCGCCGAGCCCCCACCACCCGUAGCAAGAAACUGGCCAAGAACCCCAAGCCUCGUUGCCACAGGAAGCAGCUACAUGUCAACUUCAAGGAGAUGGGUUGGGAUGAUUGGAUCAUUGCCCCACUGGAGUAUGAGGCCUACCACUGCGACGGGGUGUGCGACUUCCCCAUCCGCUCGCACCUCGAGCCCACCAACCACGCCAUCAUCCAGACGCUCAUGAACUCCAUGGACCCUGACUCGACUCCGCCCACCUGCUGUGUGCCCACUCGCCUCAGCCCAAUCAGCAUCCUCUACAUUGACUCAGCCAAUAACGUGGUUUACAAACAGUACGAGGACAUGGUGGUGGAGUCCUGUGGCUGUAGGUAG
Messenger RNA from Salvelinus namaycush (lake trout), 1617 nucleotides. Its product is annotated as growth/differentiation factor 5-like. Gene Ontology annotation, biological process: SMAD protein signal transduction; BMP signaling pathway. NCBI's taxonomy places the organism in Eukaryota, Metazoa, Chordata, Actinopteri, Salmoniformes, Salmonidae. Gene Ontology annotation, cellular component: extracellular region. Gene Ontology annotation, molecular function: growth factor activity; cytokine activity. Bases 1 to 1617 code for a protein of 538 amino acids. The transcript has 2 exons. The record is from RefSeq and is a predicted model, not a curated record.